AUUGUGACGUCAUAAGGACUCAGCCGCAAUUCCGCCGUCUGUUGUGAUUCAGUUGAUUAAAGGUGUGGAUUUGGCUUUGGGAGACUGACCAGCAGUUAUGAGCACUUUAUCCUGAAGCAGAAAUCGAAAGCAACAGGCGGUCGAUUAAGUGAGAUUCCCAAACCAGCAUAUCACGAAGCGCAUUCUGGGUUGAGCGAGCGGCACUGAUCGGCCUGAGAGAGCGGAUUGGAAUCUUCAAAAAGAUCUGCUCCUCCAUAUUUCCUGAUUCACCCCUGCAGUGAAGACACGCCCACAGGAAUUCACCAAUAAAUGCUGUGAUUAUUUCCAUCAUCUGACAAGUGAAGGAAUAAAAAAGGUGGUUUAUAAAGAGGAGCAACUCCAAGUGUGACAACUGAUGUCUACUGACAUACUGUUGCAAAAAUGAAGACUGUUAAAGAGGAGUUUAAAGAGGAGCUUGAAGACAUCAGUAUUACAGAACCAUGCAGAAUGAAACAUGAAGAUACUGAGGAACAAAGAGAAUUGACAGAAGUAAAAGAAGAAAGUCAAGGACUGAAUGACGUGGAGAAGAAACACCAUCAGUAUCAGACAUAUGAAAAUUUCAUGACUGGUGAAGAAUCUUGUAGUGGCUCAAAGACUGAAAAUAAUUUCUCACAGAAAAGAACUCAAAGAACAAGAGACAAAAAAUAUUUUGCCUGCUCUCACUGUGGAAAGAGUUUUACCACAAAACAAAUCCUUAACGUUCACUUAAAAUUUCACACUGAAGUAAAGCCUUUCACCUGCCAUCAGUGUGAAAAGAGUUUUGUACAAAAAGGAGAUCUAAAGCGUCACAUGAGAAUUCACACUGGAGAGAAAUCUUUCACCUGCUCUCAGUGUGGAAAGAGUUUCACACAUGAAAGAAACCUUAACACACACUUAAAACUUCACACUGGAGAGAAGCCUUUCUCGUGCUUUCAAUGUGGAAAACGUUUUGCAGUUAAAAGAGGCCUUCAGGGUCACAUGAGAAUUCACACAGGAGACAAGCCUCACACAUGCCCUCAAUGUGGCAAGUGUUUCAUAGAGAAAGGAAAUCUUCAGCGUCACGUAAGAAUUCACACUGGAGAGAAGCCUUUCAAAUGCCUUCAAUGUGGAAAGUGUUUCAAGCAAUCAGGCUCUCUCACACUUCAUCUGCGCUCUCACUCUGGAUUAAAGCCAUUUAACUGUGAUCAGUGUGGCAUGACAUUUAUGUGGCCAUCACAACUAAAGGCACACAUGCCAACUCACACAAAUGAAAAGCCUUACGUGUGUUCUUUUUGUGGAAAGAGUUUCGUUUCAUCAUCAAUCCUGAAAACUCACGUGAGAGUUCAUACUGGAGAGAAGCCAUUCAAAUGCACUUCAUGCGGGAAGAGUUUCACCCAAUCAAAUAAUCUAAAGUUUCAUUUAAAAAAGGGCUACAUGACAGAAGUAAAAGAAGAAAGUCAAGAACUUGAUGACGUGAAAGAUAAACCCCAUCAGUAUCACACAUUUGAUUAUUUCAAAAACAGUGAAGAGCCUUUUAGUGGUUUAAAGACUGAAAAUUAUUUCUCAAGAAAAAGAACUAGAAGAACAAGAGUCAAAAAGUCUUUCACCUGCUCUCACUGCGGAAAGAGUUUCACACACAAAGGAAACCUUAAAACUCACUUAAGACUUCACACUGGAGAGAAGCCUUUCACAUGCCAUCAGUGUGGAACAAGUUUUGCACAAAAAGGAGAUCUUAAAGGGCACAUGAGAAUUCACACUGGAGAAAAGCCUUUCACCUGCUCUCAGUGUGGCAAAAGUUUCUCAGUGAGAGCAAACCUUAAGAGUCAUCUGCGACGUCACUCCGGAGAGAAGCCUUUCACAUGCCUUCAGUGUGGAAAGAGUUUCUCAAUGAGAGCAACCCUUAAGAGUCACCUACGACUUCACUCCGGAGAGAAGCCUUUCACAUGCCUUCGGUGUGGAAAGAGUUUCAUACAGAAAGGACAUCUUCAGCGUCACAUGAGAAUUCACACUGGAGAGAAGCCUUUUACAUGUCCUCAAUGUAGAAAGAGUUUUGCACGAAAAGGACAUCUUCAGCGUCACAUGAGAAUUCACACUGGAGAGAAGCCUUUCGCCUGUUCUCACUGUGGAAAGAGUUUCACACAAGCAGGCAAUCUCUCUGUUCAUCUGCGUUAUCACUCUGGAUUAAGACCAUUUAACUGUGAUCAGUGUGGCAAGACAUUUAUCGGUGCAUCACAGCUAAAGUUACACCUGAUAUCUCAUGCAAAUGAGAAGCCUCACGUGUGUUCUUUUUGUGGAAAGAGUUUCAUAACAUCAGGACACCUGAAAGCACAUGUGAGAGUGCAUACUGGAGAGAAGCCAUACCACUGUACUUCAUGUGGGAAGAGUUUCACUCAGUCAAGUAGUCUGAAGAUUCAUUUAAAAAAGCGUUGUCCAAAACUGUCAUGUGUUAAAGAAGAGUUUAAAGAGGAGAGUGAAGACAUCAGUAUUACAGAAUCAUGCAGAAUUAAACAUGAAGAUACUGAAGAACAAAGAGAAGUGAAAGAGGAAAGUCAAGAACUGAAUGACGUGGAGGAGAAACAUCAGUAUCGAAAGCUUAUUAAUGUCAAGACUGGUGACGAAUCUUUUAGUGGCUCAAAGACUGAAAUUAAUUUCUCACAGAAAAUAACUCAAAGAACAAGAGCCAAAAACUAUUUUAUUUGCUCUCACUGUGGAAAGAGUUUCACACAAAAAGAAAACCUUAACGUUCACUUCAAACUUCACACUGGAGAGAAGCCCUUCACGUGCCAUCAGUGUGGAAAGAGUUUUGCACAUAAAGGAGAUCUUACGCGUCACAAUAAAAUUCACACUGGAGAGAAGCAUUUCACCUGUUCUCAAUGUGGAAAGAGUUUUACACAAAAAGGACAUCUUAAGCGUCACAUGAGAAUUCACACUGGAAAGAAGCCAUUCAAAUGCCAUCAGUGUGGAAAGAGUUUCAAGCUAUCGGGCUAUCUCACAGUUCAUCUGCGGUCUCACUCUGGAUUAAAGCCAUUUAAUUGUGAUCAGUGUGGCAAGACAUUUAUGUGGCCAUCACAACUAAAGGUGCAUGUGUCAACUCACACAAAUGAGAAGCCUCAUGUGUGUUCUUUUUGUGGAAAGAGUUUUGGUACAUCAGGAACCCUGAAAUCACAUGAGAGAGUGCAUACUGGAGAAAAGCCAUACCACUGUACUUCAUGUGGGAAGAGUUUCACUCAAUCAGGUCAUCUACUGACUCAUAUAAAAAAGCAUUGUCCAAAACUGUCUUAGUGAGCAAUGUUAAUUUCAGGGCCAAAAUGUAUUAAAUAUAAUAAAUACAAUGUCAGUCAGUUCACUA
Molecule: messenger RNA, 3346 nt
Organism: Myxocyprinus asiaticus (Chinese sucker)
Lineage: Eukaryota; Metazoa; Chordata; Actinopteri; Cypriniformes; Catostomidae
Product: zinc finger protein 585A-like
Exons: 8
Coding region: 421-3279 (952 amino acids)
Biological process (GO): regulation of transcription by RNA polymerase II
Cellular component (GO): nucleus
Molecular function (GO): RNA polymerase II cis-regulatory region sequence-specific DNA binding; DNA-binding transcription activator activity, RNA polymerase II-specific
Source: RefSeq, a predicted model, not a curated record